CUGACCGCUUUUACCCACCGAGAAGAUUUUGAGGCCGUGACGUAUUUACUGACGGGGACGCGCGAGUUUUCACACCGGUGCUCCAUCUGCUUGCGAGGGCGACUAUUUGUGGAGACAAACGCGCCUCGCACUCGAGCCGCUCUGACCGUUUUCUUUCCAUUAGUGGCCGCACUUGCCACUGAACCAGCCCGCCUCUCCUUCACUUCACUCGCCGGCAGAGAAGAGCAGGAGUCUUGCUCUCAGUUUGCCACUUUCACCUUGUGAGACUGUGAACUUUGUGAAAAAUAUCUAAAGUUUUUGGACUCUUUUUUUUUCCACCCCCAAACAUAAAAAUUGAGAUUUACGAUGCUGGAUCGCUGCAACCGAACAGUUUCAUCACUGCUCUUAAGAUGCCUGGCUUGUCUUGUGGUCACCUCUGUUGUUACUGCAGACGGUCGGGUGUUCGUGUUGGACUUGAGAAACUCUUCUGGCUCGCUGGGCUUCAGAGAUGCUGAGCGGGCGUGUGCCUCACAACAAGCUCGCUUGGCAUCAGCGGAGGAGCUCCGUCAUGCUGUGGAGGAGUGCUUCUUCUCUCCGUGCACGCGUGGAUGGCUCCACGGAGGCACAGUGGGGACCACAGUGUGUAAUAUUGUGGGCAGCGCACUGAAAGCCGUGGACGUGAGAACAGAAAAUGUCACAGCGGACACAGCACACCUGGAUGCCUUCUGUGUCAAAGAUAAGGGUGUGCCAUGUGGAGACCCGCCGUCUUUUCCUAACACCCGUCUGCAGGGUCACUCUGGCUUUGAGAUGGGUGACGAGCUGCUGUACACGUGCGUGCCAGGUUACGUGAUGCCCAGUGGACACAGUGCCUUCAGCCUGCUCUGUGACAGCUGUGGAGAGUGGUAUGGACUGGUGCAGAUUUGUGUCAAAGAUGAGACUGAAACUCACAUAGACUAUGAGGACAAGUACACAGAUUCUUAUGAAGAAGAAGAAGAAGAGGAAGGAGAAGAAGAAGAACAACAACACCAUACCGAAAGACCAGAGGAGGCUCAUGGCGAAGUGUACGAGGAGGUACACGGAGCUGCAUACUCAGACGGGAAGAUUAGCCAGGAGCAACAAGAGACGAGCUACGGCCUUGUGGAAUAUCAAGACCGGCACGGAGAGCAUGUUGUGGAGGAGAAAAAAGACCGGGCUGUUGAAGACUUUGUAGGACAUCCGACGUGGGAGCAGGAGAGGAGGCAGGUGGUGAGAAUAGAGGGUGCUACAGCCACAGAAGCACCUGUCUCUCUUCUCUCCCAGAAGCACAUGUUCUGGUUCCCCUCUGAGGCCUUUCAGGAGGAGGGACAGUCUGUGUCCACAAAUCCAGGCACCCAAUCAGUGGAGAGCAAAGAACAAGAGAGCCAAGAGAGGCACCAGCACCACGAUGAUGCCGAUGACCAUGAUCAUGAGACAGAAAGCUACGGCGAUCGUGAGCCAGAUGACAGAGACGAUCACGAUGACAGCCGACACUAUGAUCAAGACGACCAUGACAGUCACCACGAAGAAGACGAUCAGGACGAUGUUGUACAGCAGCAUGUCCCAGCGCAACGUGACGAUCUGGACCGAUGGGACCACCAUGACGACGACAACGACGACCACAGUGAUCACUAUGACAUGGGAGAACAUGAAGACGGUCGAGUUCCCUAUGGCAGUCGGGAGUAUCACGAGCGAGACGAUACUUACGAUGACCAUGAAAGCUACGAGAACCACGAGGAUGAGACUGACGAUCAUGACGCUGAUGCUCGAGAGCCCCCCGAAGUCUCAAGGGAGCAUCCAGACCAUGAUGAUGAUGAUGGUGAGAAGCAGUAUGAUCUGGAGGACAACGCCGAACAUGACGAUCAUGUCCAUGAUGACCAUGACAGCUUUGAAGAGCAUGAGAGCCAUGAAGACGAUGGUGACGAGCAUCCACAUGUUAUCUUUUCUGUAGCGACAGAUGUGCCUCAGAACGUCACCAAGAAAGGAGCAGGAGACAAGACAACGACAGAUGAGACCUGGCUUGAUGGCUACCCUGUCAUUCCAGUGGGGGCAGAAAAAGGAGAGUCCACAACUGAGAGCGUGAAACCAGAGCACAGAGAGAAGGGAACACUUGACAGGACAACAGAUAGACCCAACGACGUGGAAAUUCGUAGACCUCUCCCUGACACAAUCUCACCAGAGGAACACGAAUCUCCUACUGUAGAGUCUGGUAAAGCUGGAGGGAUGGGGGUUUGGCCUGGCUUCAUCCACACUCCUGCUCCGUACCCUGAACUUUUAGACCCCUCAGACUCCACCUCAUACUCUGACACGCUUGACUAUGACACACAACAACCAGCUCCCACUGACUCCUGGCAUGGAGACCUUACCGAGCACCCGUUCCUCAAACAAGGCCCAGCUCCUCCGGUGCACGACAACGACGUCCUCUCUGGAGUGAUGGAGGAGCACAACCUGCCCGGUGAGACUGGCGAGAGGGGGGAGAUGGAGGGGGAGAUCGGGGAGACGAUCUGUAUAGGUGAUAACUGCCCUCCCCUUCCUCCAAGCUCCUCCCUCCACGGUCCCACAGUUAUCGCCAUAAUCGUGGCAGUGUGCGCGGUAGCCGCGGCCGUCAUUGUUGGAGUGUGGUGUUACCGACGUCAGCAGCAGAAGAGCUCGAUGUAUGAGAUGAACGGGAAGGGCCAGAGUCACACCAGACACGGCCAGCAGAUAGAGAUGCAGCAAAAAGUGUAGGAGCCAGGGAUGUGGAAAGAAGGACACUGGCAGAGGGCAGAGACGUUCAGGAGGAAGUGGGAUGAUUCAGAUGAAAGCAUGGCCCCUCAUGUCACCAUUGAAGUUGUUAGAUGGGUAUGAACAAAACAACCCCCACAUUUAAAGAGCUAAACAUUUCCCCAGUGAUUCAGAAUUCAUUGGAGGACCUCUUUUCUCCUGCUUAUCAAGUCUAAGGAAAUUCUCCCACCUUUGUCAUACUUAUUCAAAAUAUUUGAAGCUCUAGUGUGUGGCGGGGGUGGUUUAGUGGCUAUGUCUGGACUGGACUCAGAUCCAGGAACUGGUAAAAAAAAAGAAAAAAGAAAAAAGGGAUUGCAAUGAAAUGACCAGGUUCGAAAACUCCCAAGAUGGCCUGCCUGCCUGAAUAGAACUGAGACUUUAUUCUCUAAAGCUCUUGGAUUAUUGUCUGUAUUACUUUUGCUGUCAUUUAUGUUGACUUACAUUUUCAAUGUGUGCUGUUCUGGAUUUCUGGAUUUAAAUCUUUUGUUUUGUUUGCUGCGUUUAUAUAAAAAAAAACUGAAUCCAUGUCAGUCUCUCUGAAGUUAAGAUAACUUCAGACGAUCACAGAAGCCUUGGACAGUUUGUUUCCAAAAACAGACAACGGUGAUGAUGAUGAUGGUGGCGUUUAGUGGUAUGAGGAGAAAUAAAAGGGGAAAAUAAAAUGAAAACAAGGCUGGGAAAUGGUGAGAGUGAUUGGUAUGAUGAGAGAGACAUUUUGUGACUCUCCAGCCUCUGUUGGUUUUGACAGUCAGCUGGUGAGAAAUUUAGAGCGGGUGUCCAGACUGCAGACUCAGCCCUGUGUGUGUGUGUGUGUGUGAUCGAGAGCGUAUGUGAUAUGUGUGUGUGUGCACAUUUGUCUCAGGUUUGUGUAAUCCGCUCAGCAGUGCGGCGAGUUUGAAGGAGCAGAGUGGAUGCUGACGGCAUUCAGACCAGAGAUCAUACAUUGUGGUGCUGCCAUGGCAACAGACAGAAACAACCCAAAUGUUAAAGUUCGAUUAAAUGCGUGACUUUUUGUUUAUUUUUGAUAAAAACAGAUCAACUGGAGAGAUUUGGGUUAAAAUUGGCUCCUCGACAUUAUCAUAUCAUAUCAGGUAUGAGGUCUUAAUGUUUCAUGGUUCAUUUUCACACUGUUCUCUCAUGAUAAAUGUCUUGAUGAAUAUUUUUAAGUAGUUUGUGUUUACUUACUUAUUUUCUGACAGAUUAUUUGUUGUUGAUUGUUUUUUAGGUUUUUUUCAAAGAUACAUAUUCCUUUAAUUUGUUGAGCAAAAUUAUGAAAUUUCAGUUAAAACGUUAUGUGAGUCAUUUGAUAAAUGUGGUUGUCUUCUCCUGGGCUAAAAGCUUUUACUGUGGUCCUGUAGCAUUCUGUAUAGUCCCGUAUGAUAAUGAAAAAAUCAAGAAAAGGUGCAAAUGUGAUCAAAGUCCAGUAGUUACAAGAGGGUUUUAAUUUAGAUAUUAGAGUUUGUUAUUCUUGUCAUGCACACGGACUACAAAAUAUUAGAAUGAUUUAAAUUGAAGUGCUUUACUUACUAUAACUGACAACACAGGGUGGUGACUGGUCAGCAAAGCAGAUAUUAGUGACCUCAGUCAUGAAUGUUAAUUCAACAUAUGUUUCCAACAUAACGUCUCGGCUGGUUUAUAAAAAGUGUUUUUGUUUUGUUUUGAAAUAAGAGUUUGCUGGAUUUGGUUCAUUUCAUUAACUAUUUCUAUGUUGUGGUACGUGAAUAAUACAUUAACACUAUUCGUGGGUGAGGGCAUGCGUUAUGUCUAUGUUUGUGUGUAAAUAUGAUGUUAUGACCCAAUUAACUUGCUGUACAUACUUGUAAGCAUCGCUAAGACAAGCACAGUUCACGUUAGACAUGAGCUCCUCUCGUCUUUUCUGGGAGUCGACUCAUUUCCACCACUAUGAAUCUCACCCACUGCCUGUUACAUGUACUUCUCCACUCUGCUGUUGAAAAACAAAGUACUGUAUAGUCCCAAUAAUCGGCUGCUGGGGUAACACUUUAAUGAAAACCAGAUACCAGAUUGACCACAUGAUCUGACACCUCCGGACUGACAUUAAUCAAUCAUUAGAAUAGUUUUAAUGUUACUAGUGUUGAAUUUUGUAAUUUUGUGCAGAUGCUUGACGUGCAUGAAAUCCAAUUAAGUAAAACAUCAAUUUAUCCUUUAUUUCAAGCAGCCUGGCGUGUGUGUGUGUGUGUGAUGUCAGACAGAAGUGUGUACUGUACAGUUUAUGUGUUCUCUUAGUCUCAAUAAACUUCUAAACAUGUGA
Molecule: messenger RNA, 5026 nt
Organism: Solea senegalensis (Senegalese sole)
Lineage: Eukaryota; Metazoa; Chordata; Actinopteri; Pleuronectiformes; Soleidae
Gene: susd5
Product: sushi domain containing 5
Exons: 5
Coding region: 346-2721 (791 amino acids)
Biological process (GO): cell adhesion; Notch signaling pathway
Molecular function (GO): hyaluronic acid binding
Source: RefSeq, a predicted model, not a curated record